Messenger RNA from Paramuricea clavata, 654 nucleotides. The record is from the annotation of a GenBank genome assembly. NCBI's taxonomy places the organism in Eukaryota, Metazoa, Cnidaria, Anthozoa, Malacalcyonacea, Plexauridae.
AUGGACCUUCGCACUCUAUCAACAAACAAUGGGACGGGAUGCAGUAUUGAUGACGACUGGUUCACCUGGAAGAAAGCUAUGUUGUCAGCUAUGAAUGAAUUUAUCCCUACCAAACACGUAGACCCCCAUCGCACACCUCCUUGGAUAACAUCAACCAUUCUACAUCAAAAUGAUCAAAUCCGCAAAAAAGUAACUGCCCGAAAGAGAUUUCUCAGCCGAGGGACUGAAUAUCUCAAGGCAAAAUUCAACCAGCUAAGAACUGACGUUAAAAAAUUAAUUAAAGGAAGUAGAAAGUUGUUUUUCUCAUCCUUUGGAAACACCCUACGAAUCAAUCCAAAACGUUUUUGGUCUGUAUUUAAAAUCAACUCGAACACCGGAACUGUCCCUAAGUCAGUUUCAAGGACAAAUUCCAACAUUCCGGAGACUAGAUUACAUGCAAACACACCUCGUGAUAUUGCAACAAUGUUCAAUGAAUAUUUCCAUUCGGCCUACACCAACUUCUCGGAAAAAUGUUCAUCACCUCUGCCUAAUUCCUCACCUCCACUAUCCAGUAUAUCAUCCAUCGACCUCUCUCUAGAAGAAGUAUACCUAGCCGUACAGAACUUAGAUCCCUUCAAGGCUCAUGGUCCUGAUGGUUUCCUUCCCGUGUUUUAA